Messenger RNA from Eruca vesicaria subsp. sativa (arugula), 2195 nucleotides. Lineage: Eukaryota; Viridiplantae; Streptophyta; Magnoliopsida; Brassicales; Brassicaceae. The record is from the annotation of a GenBank genome assembly.
UAUCUCCCCACCUCUUUUAUUUAGUUUUGUGCCUACUUCUUCUAAAGGCAACUUGUAUCUUCCUUCCGUUGCUAUAAUAGAAGAAAAAUAGAAAGAGCCAUGGAUGUUCAUGAUUUAUCUGAAGAAGCUAAAAGAGGACUACACACGUCCGAGGAUUCAGGUGACGAUCUUUGCGUUGAUUCUCGAGGUCGACCAUGCAGGCAAGACAAGCAUGGUGGUACAGGAGCUGCCCUCUUUGUUCUAGGCCUCCAGGCCUUUGAGAUGAUGGCGAUUGCGGCUGUUGGGAACAACUUGAUCACAUAUGUUUUCAAUGAGAUGCAUUUCCCUUUGUCCAAAUCUGCGAACCUCGUGACUAACUUCAUUGGAACGGUGUUUCUGCUCUCGCUUCUUGGUGGCUUCCUCUCUGAUUCAUACCUUGGAAGCUUUCGCACCAUGCUCGUCUUCGGCGUCAUAGAAAUAUCUGGGUUCAUAUUAUUGUCAGUCCAAGCUCAUCUUCCACAGCUAAGACCCCCAGAAUGCAACAUCAAGAAUACCACAACACAUUGCUUAGAGGCAAAUGGUUACAAGGAAGCUACACUCUACGCAGCACUCUGUUUGGUGGCCUUAGGGAGCGGCUGUCUCAAACCAAACAUCAUCUCUCACGGUGCGGACCAGUUUCAAAGAAAAGAUUUAAGGAAGCUGUCGAGUUUCUUUAAUGCGGCUUACUUCGCAUUUUCAAUGGGUCAGCUUAUUGCACUCACACUCUUAGUUUGGGUGCAAACGCAUUCCGGCAUGGACAUCGGUUUUGGUGUCUCCGCGGCAGUUAUGGCCGCGGGGAUGAUCAGUCUUGCUGCAGGGACAAACUUUUAUAGGAAUAAACCGCCUCGUGGUAGCAUCUUCACACCAGUUGCUCAGGUCUUAGUAGCCGCGAUCACUAAGCGAAAACAGAUUUGCCCUUCAAAUCCAAACAUGCUUCAUCAACCUUCAACGAAUCUCGUUGGUGUCAAACCUUUCCUCCAUAGUAAUAAGUUCAGGUUUCUUGACAAGGCUUGCAUCAAGACGCAAGGCAAAGCGAUGGAGAGUCCAUGGAGACUCUGCACAGUCGAACAAGUCCAUCAAGUCAAGAUUCUUUUAUCGGUUAUACCCAUUUUCGCCUGCACCAUCAUCUUCAACACCAUCUUAGCACAGCUCCAAACUUUCUCUGUUCAGCAAGGAAGCUCCAUGGACACACACAUCACAAAAACAUUCCAAAUCCCACCAGCUUCACUUCAAGCCAUCCCUUACAUCAUUCUUAUCUUCGUUGUUCCUCUCUAUGAAACGUUCUUCGUUCCACUCGCUAGAAAACUCACGGGAAACGAUUCUGGUAUCUCUCCUCUUCAGAGAAUUGGCACUGGACUGUUCUUAGCGACUUUCUCGAUGGUUGCAGCUGCUUUAGUGGAAAAGCAGAGACGCGAAUCUUUCUUGGAACAGAACGUAACGCUCUCGAUCUUCUGGAUCUCACCACAGUUUCUGAUAUUUGGUUUAUCAGAGAUGUUUACAGCCGUUGGUUUGGUGGAAUUUUUUUACAAACAGUCUUCACAGAGUAUGCAGUCUUUUCUCACAGCAAUGACUUACUGUUCUUACUCUUUCGGGUUCUACGUUAGCUCUGUUCUUGUCUCGACCGUGAAUAAAGUUACGUCUACUAAUAGAUCCGGGACAAGAGAAGGUUGGCUAGGCGAUAACGACUUAAACAAAGAUAGAUUAGAUCUCUUUUACUGGGUCUUAGCUUCAUUGAGUUUCAUCAACUUCUUUAACUAUCUUUUUUGGUCAAGAUGGUAUUCGUUUAGUCCAUCCUCGACACAUCAUAGGGCCGAGGUUAAUAGCUUGGAGGAUUUAGAAGAUGGAGCAAAUAAGGAUUCCAAGAUGGAGAAGCCUAUAAUUUGACUAUGUUAGUUAGAUCUUCUUGUUGAAUAUUUCCUUUAGGGUUAUAAUUAAUAGAAGGAAUCUCUUAAAGACUUAGAUCCUUUAUGCUUAUUAAUCUCGUUGUAAUCAUAUGUUUGGAAGUGGCGGGGUAGAGUUUGUAUUGUUUUUAAUUUUAUUUUUGGGGUUUGUAAUGAUGAUGAGUUAGUUUAAAAGGUUUAUAACAACUUGUCUAAUGAAUAAAUUAUGUAUUAAGCUAGUUGGUUUUAUAAUGUGACUGCUGAAGUUCAUAAGAUUUGGGGCAAAGAUGGAGAACA